GGGUCAGAAACGCCCGUCGCCGGGUCCACCCAAGCUAAUGCACGGCUUCUCCAGAGCGCAUUACACACUCUCCCGAUGUCUGGAGAUAGCAUCUAAAUAUCUGAACCGACCGAUCAGCGUCCACCGGCUGGUUGCUGUGUUUUCGUCUGCGAUGCGGUGGAGUCUGUGAGCCCCAAUCUGAAGGCGUUAUACCAGGAUGGACCUCAGGACGAGAGGAAGCCGACCACAACUUCACCGCCGGGCUUGGUGUUCCUCGAUGGUCUCGGCGUAGCCUCGUUCCCCAGGUAUCUGAUCACUGAAGCUGGGGGCUCGUCUCGCAUGAACGGCCGCACACGGAUCAUCCCAGACGGGUUGGUGGCAGUCGGCCGAGAUUGAGGAUGAAGAAGCCCAAAGUGAACCGAAUGGUCCUGGCCAUGUUUUUAGGAUGCUUCAUCAUAGCCAUUUUCUAUUGUCAGAACAAUUUGAAACAAGCCUCUGAGUCCGCCAUUGAAGGGACCAACGGGCAGAAAUCCAGGAGGAGUCCACUUCAGACGCUCUAUGACGGCGACCAGGUGGAGUCCUCGGUGCAGGCAGCCCACCAGGGCCGGCGGGAGCUGCUGGAGGAAGCCUGCCGCUCCUACACCCGCAAGCGCCGCGUGCUGAUCCCAGAGGACCUGAAGCACGUGAUGGUGGACGACCGGCACGGCCUGCUGUACUGCUACGUGCCCAAGGUGGCGUGCACCAACUGGAAGCGCGUGCUGAUGGUGCUGACAGGCGCGGCCGGUCCGCAUCGCGACCCGCUGGACAUCCCGGCCCAUGAGGCCCACGUGGCGGGCACCCUGCGCACGCUGUCCGAGUACUCCACCACCGAGAUCAACCGCCGCCUGCGCUCCUACCUCAAGUUCGUGUUCGUGCGCGAGCCCUUCGAGCGGCUGGUGUCGGCCUACCGCAACAAGUUCACGCGCAGCUACAACGAGGCCUUCCACAAGCGCUAUGGCACCAAGAUCGUGCGGCGCCACCGGCCCGACCCACGGCCAGAGGCGCUGGAGGCGGGCGACGACGUGUCCUUCGAGGAGUUUGUGUACUACCUGGUGGAUCCGGCCACGCAGCGCGAGGAGCCCUUCAACGAGCACUGGGAGCGGGUGCACUCGCUGUGCCACCCCUGCCUCAUCCACUACGACGUGGUGGGCAAGUACGAGACGCUGGAGCAGGACUCCAGCUACGUGCUGCGGCUGGCCGGCGCCGAGCAGCAGGUGGCCUUCCCCGCGUCCCACAAGAGCACCCGCACUACGGGAGACAUGGCCGCGCAGUUCUUCCACAAAAUCCACCCCUUCUACCAGAAGAAGCUGUUCAACCUGUACCGCAUGGACUUCCUGCUCUUCAACUACUCCACGCCCGCCUACCUCAAGUUCACGUGAGGGCGUCGUGGGCCUCAUGUGGCCUCAGAGAUCCCCUGAGGUCAGGGAGGAUGUUUGGGCCUGAGGGCCACCGUACCGGAGGUCAGGUGUGUGGACGGUGAUUCUGGAACUUGUCUGUGACAUUCUGGUCACAGACAAGUCAAAAACAUCUUUACAAAAAAUGUGUCUUAAAAAGACAAUGGUGAGAGAGGGUGCCUGAAGCCUUUCUUUUUUUUAACUCUAAAAGUUGAGCCAUAACAUGAUUGUCUACUGUACGUGUGUAUGCUAGACACAUAAUUUCAUGAAAAACUUUAAUUCUGCUGUUUUCAAACAAGGCUGAAAUGUCAUUUCCAGGCAACAAGAGGAACAUUGGUUAAUGGUCCUAUUUAUAUAACAUUUAGAAGAUGAAUGUUUUUAAACAAUGUGCCUUCGAUGAUGGGCCUUUACUCAAAGAAACCAACGUGUGGAACUGGGACCAGUUCAGCCAUGUACUGUACGGACCUUUGCAACAAUGACACUUUCUCUUUUAUUUAUUACAAUAUUUCUGGCUCUGGUGAAGAAAGUCCAACCAAAAAUAGGCAGAGUCUGCAAAAAAACAUGUUGAAGCAGUUGUUGUUAAGUGUCUGUGGAUUAAAGAGUGAUAUGUCACGAUA
This is a messenger RNA of Gadus macrocephalus (Pacific cod), 2029 nucleotides long. Its product is annotated as carbohydrate sulfotransferase 11-like. Gene Ontology annotation, biological process: proteoglycan biosynthetic process; carbohydrate biosynthetic process. Bases 378 to 1397 code for a protein of 339 amino acids. Lineage: Eukaryota; Metazoa; Chordata; Actinopteri; Gadiformes; Gadidae. Gene Ontology annotation, molecular function: sulfotransferase activity. The record is from RefSeq and is a predicted model, not a curated record. Gene Ontology annotation, cellular component: membrane. The transcript has 3 exons.